CAAAAGUCCGGCCCGCAGGCUAGCAGCGCCCGGCCACAAGUCUCUGCUCACUCGGGGCACCGCAACAAGUGGCCGCCGCGCCCUCCCCGGGGAAGCCGCGGACGCACGGGGGCGCAGGGCGGAGGCAGAGGAGCGGGACAGCCUGGGGCUGGCGCGGCUUGGCUUGCACGGCUGGGGACCGCGGAGGCGCAUGGGGACCCCGCGGCGGAGGAGCGGCGAGCCUAGGGGCGGCACCCGCGCGCGGGCUGUGCGUCGCGCUGCUCCCACUCGCCCAGAGCGCGGAAUCUGAGAGCCCUGGUGGUUGCCCUGGAGCCGGCCGGCCACCCUAGGGGGUGCCAGGAGCGGACCUAGCGCCACCCCUCCCGUCGCCAAGCAGUGCAGACCCCUAAGCCCAGAUCGGCCCUCGGAAGGGGCAUGUGCAGCUAACGGUCCGGUCCUGCCUGCUUUCCUCUGCCCCGCCGCCUGGGAGGUGCGCCUCAGCUAUGCAGUGUCCAGGGAGGAGGCGGGCAUGACGGCGACAGGAUGGGCGCGAACAAUGGCAAACAGUACGGCAGUGAGGGCAAAGGCAGCUCAAGCGUCUCAUCCGACGUGAGUUCAAGCACAGAUCACACACCAACCAAAGCCCAGAAGAAUGUGGCCACCAGCGAAGAUUCUGACUUGAGCAUGCGCACACUGAGCACGCCCAGCCCAGCCUUGAUAUGUCCACCGACUUUGCCAGGAUUUCAGAAUGGAAGGGGCUCGUCCACAUCUUCUUCCUCCAUCACCGGGGAGACAGUGGCUAUGGUUCACCCCCCACCCCCGACCCGCCUCACUCACCCACUCAUUCGGCUUGCCUCCAGACCGCAGAAAGAGCAAGCCAGCAUAGACCGGCUCCCAGACCACUCCAUGGUGCAGAUCUUCUCCUUCCUGCCCACCAACCAGCUAUGCCGCUGCGCGCGUGUGUGCCGCCGCUGGUACAACCUGGCCUGGGACCCGCGCCUCUGGAGGACUAUCCGUCUCACUGGCGAGACCAUCAAUGUGGACCGUGCCCUGAAAGUGCUGACCCGCAGGCUUUGCCAGGACACCCCCAAUGUGUGUCUCAUGCUGGAGACUGUCAUUGUCAGUGGCUGCCGGCGGCUCACGGACCGAGGGCUUUAUACCAUUGCACAGUGCUGUCCAGAACUGAGGCGCCUGGAAGUCUCAGGAUGUUACAACAUUUCCAAUGAGGCCGUCUUUGAUGUGGUGUCACUCUGUCCCAACCUGGAACAUCUGGAUGUGUCAGGGUGCUCCAAAGUUACCUGCAUCAGCUUGACCCGGGAGGCCUCCAUUAAACUGUCCCCCUUGCAUGGCAAACAGAUUUCCAUCCGAUACCUUGAUAUGACGGACUGCUUCGUGCUGGAGGACGAAGGCUUGCACACCAUCGCAGCUCACUGCACACAGCUCACACACCUUUAUCUGCGCCGCUGCGUCCGCCUCACGGAUGAGGGUCUCCGCUACCUGGUGAUCUACUGCACUUCCAUCAAGGAACUGAGUGUCAGCGACUGCCGCUUUGUCAGUGACUUUGGCCUGCGGGAGAUUGCGAAACUGGAGUCCCGCUUGAGGUACCUCAGCAUCGCACACUGCGGCCGCAUCACGGAUGUGGGCAUUCGUUACGUGGCUAAAUACUGCAGCAAAUUACGCUACCUCAAUGCGAGGGGCUGCGAGGGCAUCACGGACCAGGGCGUGGAGUACCUUGCCAAGAACUGCACAAAACUUAAGUCUCUGGACAUUGGCAAAUGUCCCCUGGUCUCCGACACGGGCCUGGAAUCCCUGGCUUUGAACUGCUUCAAUCUCAAGAGGCUAAGCCUCAAGUCCUGUGAGAGCAUCACCGGCCAGGGUCUUCAGAUCGUGGCUGCCAACUGCUUUGACCUGCAGAUGUUAAAUGUCCAGGACUGUGAAGUUUCCGUGGAGGCCCUGCGGUUUGUGAAGCGCCAUUGUAAGCGCUGCGUCAUUGAGCAUACCAACCCUGCUUUCUUUUGAAGGGACAGCUCCCACUGCGCAUUGAGAACCAAACAGUGCUUUGUAAAAGUGUCCCAUGUAAGCACCCACCCCCAUUCACAGCAGCUAGUUUUCUUUCGGUAAGGUUUUUAGGAGUCUGGCUUUUAUUCCGUUUUUGUAUUAUCAUUAUUUCUCAUGAGCAAACCAGGUCAAAUAAUGAAGGGGGAACCCCAAAUUUCUACCAUGGUGAACUAUCUCUAAUCAGUUAAUUUUUAGAUGAAUGUCACAAAGAAUGCACCGGAAUGCACCUCAGCAGGCUGGUCACGGUGUCUCGGUAAUGCCCCUUACCCCCUUUUCCCUUUCCCCUUUCCCCUCCUGUACUCCUGUUUGAAGCCUGAAGCAGCUGCAACUUUAAGCAUUGAAGAAGGCUCUCUAAAGCUGCUCUUUAAACUACUUGAUAGGCACAAGCCCCACUCCUAAAUCCCACAUCAAGCCAAUCAUGGUUACAGUAGUAUUAACACUUCAUAUCAGUGUGCAAAGAGCCUUCCUCUGGUCAUACAUUAUGGCAAACCGUAUGGAGUCAGAGGCGACAUGUUUUCUCUACCAGCUCUGCCAGUAACUGACCUUGUGACCUUUGUCAAAACACCUCACCUUUCUGAGAUUUCCACCCCCCCCCCCCAGAGGCCAGAAUGCGGGGGAUUAACCUCAUGCUAGGUUUCAAAUUGAGAGGUGUUCUGCUCAAAGAUGCCACUGAGCAGAAGAGCUCUGUAUAAAGCACACACAGAUGGCGCUUGUGAGAGAACUGGACAUGUAAACGAGACGUGCUUUCAGGAGGGUCUGUGGGCUCACCGCAAGUCCACACUGGGUUUGGCUCUGGUCUCUGUUUGCUCUCAUCUGAGAACCAACACAGCCGCACGGUGGGCUAGGCUUCCGUGAAUGCUUCGCCGCGUUGGAUGCUCACACUUACAUUCACACGUGCUUCAGCACUCCCUUACCCACUACAUCCGACUCAGACAGGAGGGUGCCUCAUCACAGGACACCCCUGUCUCUGUCAGCUUGCUUCCUCCAAGCAUUUUUCAAACCCAGGGAAGAACCCUUAUAAUUUUUAAUUAACAAGUGAGGCCCGAGGGAGCCCAUGUCCUGUAAGGUUUUUCUAAACCUUCUCAUGCACAUAUGUUAAUGCUUCAGGCACAUCUGUCCUGCCGCCAGCAGGGACAGGCACCUUGGUCUUUUGUCAUCCACGUUUCAUUGUGACUUCUCUCUUCUAUUUAUUUCUCCAUCACACAAAGCCUCCUGGGGUUAAGUUUAUAAGUGUUUAAUUGUACAAAUGCCACCUCUCCCGCUGUCUGCGUGUUUUCUACUCACGAUAUAAAACAGACGUCCAGGUGUUUCAAUAUUGUUCAUUCAAGGUGCCAGGCACAGAGAAGAGACAACACACUGGCGAGGCAGAUGCUGGUUCACCCACCACGGUCUUGGAACAGAACAUUAAAAUCAUUUCUAAAUUUGGGUUUUAAGUUGAUGGGCUCUUAAAUGCUCCCUGCUGAAUAGAAACCAAUUUGUUAGUUUCUUCUUUCCUUCCUUCCUUCCUUCCUUCCUUCCUUCCUUCCUUCCUUCCUUCCUUCCAUUCUUUCUUUCUUUCUUUUUCUUUCUUUCUUUCUUUCUUUCUUUCUUUCUUUCUUUCUUCCUUCCUUUCUUUCUUUCUAAGGAAUCAGCCAAAAAAAUGUUUUUUUUUCAUGAAUUUCAGUUGUCUCUUUUUGGUAGACCCAGGACUUCUCCCAAAGUAUUCUCUGGCCUUCCCCAUCACUGUGGACAGUUCACCCAUCUUCUCCUCAAAGUGUUUAUCCCCCCAAGCCGAGCCUUUGCUUCUGCAAGCGAGGCGUGCUCCAUUUGUUAGAGACCAAGCUUAUACACUGCGUGACAACUGCACUCCCACUGUAGGCUCCGGUGUGUACUCUUGUCUUGUGUUGGGAAGAAGUUAAGAGAUAAGCCAGCAAUUCUUCAGGAGGUUUCUGUCAUUGAUCCUGUGAACUCCAGGUUCCUGCUCAGUUCACACCAUCACCAGGACAGGUGGCUGAUCUCGGGUGUCAGAAAAUAAAGUAAAAUGUUUGGGCUGGGGACAGGAUCUAGGGACAGCCACUUUAGAAUCAUAAAAGAAAUUGAAGGUAGCACCCUUCUGCUCUCUGUGGCUUUACCUAAACCUUGUGAUUUGGAGAGUCACAAUGGGUUGUCUGUAACCCUUGAUACUGGGACUUGCCAAAUGAUCUGGUUCAAUACUCGCAGAAUGAUCAGGGCAUCCAAAGUGGAUCCCUGAGCCAUUUUGAAUUAUUUUAUCACCACUGAUACAUCAUCUGAAUGGUCUGUCAUGUGAGACCCAAGGGAUGUUUCACACUUGCUGCCUAUCCAGCACACAAGUUUUUCCCUUCCCCAUCUUCUUCAUGUUCUCUCCUCUCUGCUGGGGUGGAGGUAUGGAUCUGUGACAGAGAUUCUUGGGAACAGCUCAGCAGAUUUUGGGCACCAAUCAAAUGGUCUCAUUAAGAAAGAACUUUAUCUAUUUGGAUAAGUAUGGCUUCCUUCCUGGCUCUGCUAAACUAAGUGCUCAUUUGUUGUUUGUUUUGUUCGUUCCUUUUAAUUCUAAUGUUCAAAUCAUGUCGUGCUGUGUGACUCUAGAAAGCCAUAAUUUACUUCCACCAAGAAAUAAAGCAAUAUGUCAGUAAUCAGACUUGGGUCCAUUUGUUAAUAAUAUUACUGAGGAAGGUGCUGUUCAGUCUGGGGCACUGAAAAGCAAACAAGAUAUAAAUCAAUACAUCUUGUUGCAGACAGGACACACACCUCACUGCUGCCAUUGCCCCUUUAAAGUUGGAUCAAGGUUCUAUUGUCUCCAUGGACCUUAUAAUGUUGCCUUUGAAAUGGCAGGUAAAUGAAUAAAAUAUCCCGGGUUGACCCGGGACUUCAGCUCCUCGUCCAGACUCUUCCCCCAGAUUGUGGGAUUCAUAGCCUUGCAUUUUAAGAGAUGUUACAUUGGAUAGAUAUUGUAAUGCCAUAGAGAAUCUGGGUCAGUACCCUUAAUUAAAUAUAUUAGCAUUCUGUACCAGUAGAAUCAGCUCAGUGCAAGUAAAAUUAUUAAAGAUGAUA
Messenger RNA from Apodemus sylvaticus (European woodmouse), 5088 nucleotides. It is a transcript of the gene Fbxl7, whose product is annotated as F-box and leucine rich repeat protein 7. The record is from RefSeq and is a predicted model, not a curated record. Gene Ontology annotation, cellular component: SCF ubiquitin ligase complex. Gene Ontology annotation, molecular function: protein binding. The transcript is spliced from 4 exons. Gene Ontology annotation, biological process: SCF-dependent proteasomal ubiquitin-dependent protein catabolic process. Bases 523 to 1998 code for a protein of 491 amino acids. Lineage: Eukaryota; Metazoa; Chordata; Mammalia; Rodentia; Muridae.